CGGAGGCGGUCAUGUGGGCGGUCACGUGCUGCGGCGAGCUCGGUCCAAAAGAAAAUGGGGUUUGGUGUAAAUCUGGGGGUGUAAUGUUAUCAUAUAUCACGCUACCUCGUAAAACCGACACUGAAAGCUGCCGGACAACAAAUCACAGGUCAAAAUUAUGAGUUCUUCGUAUUAUGUGAACGCGCUUUUUAGCAAAUAUACGGCGGGGGCUUCUCUGUUCCAAAAUGCCGAGCCGACUUCUUGCUCCUUUGCGCCCAACUCGCAGAGAAGCGGCUACGGGGCCGGCGCCGGCGCCUUCGCUUCGACCGUACCGGGCUUGUACAAUGUCAACAGCCCCCUCUAUCAGAGCCCCUUCGCGUCCGGCUACGGCCUGGGCGCCGACGCCUACGGCAACCUGCCCUGCGCCUCCUACGACCAAAACAUCCCCGGGCUCUGCAGUGACCUCGCCAAAGGCGCUUGCGACAAGGCGGACGAAGGCGCGCUGCACGGCCCGGCCGAGGCCAAUUUCCGCAUCUACCCCUGGAUGCGGUCUUCAGGGCCCGACAGGAAGCGGGGCCGCCAGACCUACACGCGCUACCAGACGCUGGAGCUGGAGAAGGAGUUCCACUUCAACCGCUACCUGACGCGGCGCCGCCGCAUCGAGAUCGCCCAUGCGCUCUGCCUCACCGAGCGCCAGAUCAAGAUCUGGUUCCAGAACCGCCGCAUGAAGUGGAAGAAAGAGCAUAAAGAUGAGGGUCCGGCCGCCGCAGCCCCCGAGGGCGUAGUGCCCGCCGCCGCCGCCGCCGCCACCGCCGCCGCCACGGACAAGGCCGACGAUGAGGACGAAGACGACGAAGAGGAAGACGACGAGGAAGAGGAAUGAGGGGCCGAGUAGGGGCCCUGGCUGCACCAGACAGUCGGGAAAGCGUCUUUAGAGACUCACUGAAUUUAUUUACAAAAGUGGAAAAAAUAAAAAGAAAACGUGAAAAACAAAAACAAAAACAAAAACAACAAUCCCCAACCUGCACCCAUCUACCCCAUUACCUAUCCCAGCUCCCACCUUUUCUGGACUAAGCAGCCGCCUAGACUGGGUCCCCUUGGGGAUCCCUCUGCCCCAAGGACUCCCAGCAGACACUCUCCCUACCCCGGCCGCCCAGUUCUGCACUGGCACGGCUAAAAUACUACCUAGCACAGGCCUCGGCCAGAGGCAACCCCAAACUACCUAUGGGCCCAGUCCCCAGUAGGCCUCCACUCCCAGGAAGCCCAGACGCGUCCCAACACUGGCAGACACCCAGCACCUCCCCCAUACCGACAAGGACCUGAUUUUCUCAGUACUACCUACUCGCCCCAAACUACCUAUUUUGUGCUCACUGGCUCGCCUGCUACCUAGUGCCGGCCCCUUCCCCGGCCAGGCCCCUCUUGCUUCUGCCCAGCAGCCUUUGGGGUCCCUGAGGCUGCACUGAGAAGACGCUGGGGUCCGGGGACCAGGGUAUUGGCUUCUAUUUAAAUUGAAAAAUAAUAUAUUUAUUCCAAAGCAUUCUAAGUGCUGCAACCUAGAAUCCCUCCAUCUCUGGUCUGGGCACCCCAAGUUCAGGCCCUUUACUCCCACUUCUGGAGGGGAGCACUCCCAAGCUAGCUGCAGACCUCUGGGUUAGCUUUGCUUAGUAGGACUGCAGAGAUGCUCCCAGCCUCCUGCACCUCCCCUGGCCCCAUGUCCUACUGUCCAGCCAUGUUGAAUAUGUACACCCUGACUUUUCCUACAAUAGCAAAUAUUGUAUAUUUGAACAAGAUUUUUUUUUUGUCAUUUAUAUAGUCUUGGAGGUCAUUUGUAAGGCAAUGUCUUGACUUGGGAAGGAUGUGUUAAUGGGGUGACUUUGUAGCAUGGUGUGUUGUCUUGAGCUAACUUUAUAGCUGGUGGGGAGGGCUAAUGCCCUUCUCAAUGCCCUUCAUCUCUUGUGUUGUCCUGCGUCCCCCCUUGUCCCUUUAGGCUUUAGCUUGGGGUUCCAGGAAUGGGAAGGCAUGCUUCCUGUCUUGCCCAGCUAACCGUGUUUUAUGUAACAGAAAAAUAAAGAUGCUUGGUGACAAAGAAACAUGGACUGCUUUAUCUAGGGGGGCCUGGGAAAGAGAGGUGACCAUGGCUGGAGAGCAAGCCCUGGGUAUGUCUGCAUGCCCAAAGGGGUCUUGGGGAAGCAAACAUGGAAGGAUGAAUAACGUCCAGGUGUUGAGUGUCCAUGGUUUGGUGUUUAUGUGUGGCAGGUCCCUUUUUGUGUGGAUUUGUAUAGGUGCGUGUGUACCUCUUU
This is a messenger RNA of Lynx canadensis (Canada lynx), 2279 nucleotides long. It is a transcript of the gene HOXA7, whose product is annotated as homeobox A7. Gene Ontology annotation, cellular component: nucleus. Gene Ontology annotation, biological process: regulation of transcription by RNA polymerase II; anterior/posterior pattern specification. NCBI's taxonomy places the organism in Eukaryota, Metazoa, Chordata, Mammalia, Carnivora, Felidae. The record is from RefSeq and is a predicted model, not a curated record. The coding region runs from base 158 to 862 and encodes 234 amino acids. Gene Ontology annotation, molecular function: DNA-binding transcription factor activity, RNA polymerase II-specific; RNA polymerase II cis-regulatory region sequence-specific DNA binding. The transcript is spliced from 2 exons.